ACAUGAGCGGAGCUUCGGUCCUUUUAAAUACAAAUCCGGAUUCAGAGUGUAAAAGAAAAGUUCGCUAUUCAAGUUUAGAUUGAAAAAAAAAAAAAAAAAAGAACUGGAUUUUUUAGUUUUUCUCGUUUUCGCUCGCGGAAGGAAUAUUGCAAAUUUGUUUUUAUUUUGAAAGCUGUUUUCAAGGCAUCUGGCAACAAGUAGCACUCUUCACCUUGUAAAGCACAGACGAUAUUUUGAAGUUCUCCAGAGAUAAUUUUGAUUGAUACAUGUUUACGGGGUUUUAAGUCAAUAGUUUAGAAUCGUUAAAGUUUCUACAAAGCAAAAUGCGUUUUAGAAAAAUUCAGCUACCAGUGUUGAUAGCAUGUUACCUGUCAGCCUUUGCAUCUUCCGCAUCCGCGGCACCAUCGGGCAAAACGUCCCAACUGACAGAUCCCGAGCAAAUCGAGGAGUCGGCCAACACCAUGUUCCGCGAAUACUGGCAGAUAGUGCUCAACGAUAGCCCCGAGAGCGCGACCAUGCUGGGGGACCACCGCUACGCCGAUCGACUCGACAGCUACAGCCUCAAGUGCUAUGAAAAGAGAAAGGUAGUUUUGAGUGAAUUUCUAGAGCGUGCUAAUCAAAUGCUGCCACUCGCUAAUGAAGGGAGCGAUACGCACAACAAUCUUGAACUUUUUGUGAUAAACUUAAGGAACAAGCUGGAUUACCUCAUGAGUGGAUACUACCUUUUUCCACUGUCAAUGAUGCAAACACCAGCAAUGAAUCUGCAAUACCUUCUGAAGUAUGUGAAGCUGAAUGAGACCGAGGACUAUAGAAAUCUCAUUUCGAGAUACUUGGCUGUUCCAGCGCAAAUCGACGAGCUAAUUGAAUUGAUGAGAGAAGGCAUACGAACCAAUUUUACUUUGAAUGAACAUUCUAUGGUAUACAACUUUAUGAAUGCGAACGACAGCUUGGAAGAUACGCCUUUCUAUAAACCGUUUUCCAAUAUUUCUAACUUUGUUCCAGAUGAAGAAAAAGCUGUUCUUCAGGUAAACGCAAGCGAUGCCAUCAGUAAUUGCAUCAUGCCUGCAUUUGAGAAGUUAUCCGACUUUUUGAAAAAUGAAUACAAGCAGCACUUGAGGCCCGGUGUGGGUGUGGACCAGUUGCCAAAUGGGCCCGAAUUCUAUCGACAACAACUGGCCCACCACCUCACAGACUCCACGAUUACUCCAGAGCAAGUUCAUGCGAUGGGAAUUUCCGAAGUGGAAAGGAUAUCGGAAGAAAUGGAUCAAGUCAUAUCCUCCUUGGGCCUCAACAUGACGAGACAAGAAUUUAGUGAGCAGUUGAGAAACGAUCAGUCGAAUUUCUUUAAAUCAGAGGAAGAAGUAUUGGAAACAUAUAGAAGUAUGAUAGAGGAUGAAAUUGAACCCAAACUCUCACUAAUCUUUAAAACGGUCCCACAAAAGAUAUUAACGGUAGACAAAAUGACAGCAGAUAUGGCAACUGGACCGCGGGCCUAUUAUUUGCGUGCAUCCCCUGACGGAUCGACUCCAGCGACCUUCUAUAUUGAUGCAUCAUCUUUGAAUAACCUCCCGAAAUAUGAAGUCGUAACACUGUCAUUGCAUGAGGGUGUACCAGGUCAUCACUUCCAGAUCUCUUACGCAAUGGAAAGAAGUGAUGUUCCCGACUUUCGAAGACAUGACAUCGAAGGCAAUGCUUUUAUUGAAGGCUGGGCUUUAUACGCAGAAUAUUUAGGCAAAGAAAUGGGUCUCUACAGUGAUCCAAAAAUGUGGUACGGGCACCUUUCGGAGGAGAUUUUCCGGGCUUGCAGAAUGGUAGUGGAUACAGGAAUACACGUGUUAGGGUGGAGUCGCCAACAAGCUAUCGAUUACAUGAUGAACAAUAGUGCAAGUACCCUGAACAACAUCGAAAGAGAGGUGGACAGGUACAUCACGUGGCCGGGGCAAGCUUGUGCCUACAAAUUCGGCGAAAUGAAAAUAAAAGAGCUUAGAUUUAAAGCACAGAAUGAAUUAGGGACAAAGUUCGACGUAAAAGAAUUCCACGACGUCGUAUUGAAAAACAACGGGCCACUAGAACUACUGGAGAAACAAGUCAAUCGUUACAUCGCUGCAGCUAAAAUAUCCACAAUCAAGAGCUAUUAAAAGAGUCGAAAUCUCUUGGUAAGUUUGAAUUAUUUCUUUUCA
Uloborus diversus is the source of this 2180-nucleotide messenger RNA. RefSeq lists its product as uncharacterized. The transcript has 18 exons. Lineage: Eukaryota; Metazoa; Arthropoda; Arachnida; Araneae; Uloboridae. The record is from RefSeq and is a predicted model, not a curated record. Bases 324 to 2138 code for a protein of 604 amino acids.